UUUCAGAGAGCAAGAUGGCAGCAAAAUCCGAUGGCGUGGGGGUCGUUACCGGUUUCGCCCAGCUGCACAACCUGGACGAGGCGGUCGGCGACGACGAUGCGCUGGACAGCGCGGCUAUACACAUCUGUCACUGCUGCAACACGUCGUCGUGCUACUGGGGCUGCAGGAGCGCGUGUCUGCAGUCGCUGCUGGGAGACAGGGAUGCUGAAGGAUGCGAGCGGCCGCAGCAUCAGCACCAGCGGGAGGAGCGCCUGUGGCUCGACUGCCUCUGGAUCGUCCUCGCGCUGCUCGUCUUCUUCUGGGACGUCGGCACGGACUUGUGGCUGGCCUUGGACUACUACUCGAAACGGGACUAUCUGUGGUUCGGGCUCACGCUGUUCUUCGCGCUGGUGCCGUCGGUGCUGGUCCAGAUCCUGAGCUUCAGGUGGUUCGUCCAGGAUUACACGGGCGGUGGUCUCGCGGCCGUGGAGGGGCUCAGCGGAAAGGCCACAGCGGAUCUGAGCUCGCGCAUCUACGGCAGGGACAGGUGCUGUGUGAUCUACAUUUGGAUCUGGCAUGCUUGUGUGCACAUCCUUCAGAUGGGACAAGUGUGGAGGUAUAUACGUACGAUGUACCUGGGCAUCCAGAGUCGACGGCAGAAGGAACACAGGCGACGCUUCUACUGGGCGAUGAUGUACGAGUAUGCUGACGUCAACAUGCUCCGGCUGCUGGAGACGUUUCUAGAGAGUGCCCCCCAACUGGUGCUACAACUCUGUAUAAUGAUCCAGAAGAACCGGGCCGAGACGCUGCAGUGUGUCUCCUCUGUUGCCUCCCUACUCUCGCUGGCCUGGGUCCUGGCUUCGUACCACAAGCUACUGCGUGACUCCAGAGAUGACAAAAAGAGCAUGAGCUACAGAGGCGCGCUGAUCCACAUCUUCUGGAGGCUUUUCACUAUAUCCUCACGGGUGCUCUCCUUUGCACUCUUCGCUUCCAUCUUCCACAUCUACUUCGGCAUCUUCGUGGUCGUGCACUGGUGUGCCAUGGCGUUCUGGAUAGUUCACGGUGGCACGGAUUUUUGCAUGUCCAAAUGGGAAGAGGUGCUCUUCAACAUGGUGGUGGGCAUCGUCUACAUCUUCUGCUGGUUCAACGUGAAGGAGGGCCGAACCAGGUAUCGCAUGGUGAUCUACUACUUCGUGGUGCUUGCCGAGAAUACGGUGCUUACUUGCCUGUGGUACGCCUACCGAGACCCAGUCACCACUGACUCCUAUGCAGUGCUGGUGCUCUGCGGGGUUUACCUAACCUUCGCCUCAGGGGUGGUUUUCAUGGGCAUCUAUUAUGGGCUCCUUCAUCCAAUGGGACCUAAAAUAAGGCUCCUAGCUAGCUCCUGUUGUGCCGAGCUUCUUUGGGGACUUCCGUUACCCCCGGAGGCUGAGCCCAUGGCGCCCACCCCUGGGCCAAGGGCGUCCCAACCUACUCCCUCCCGGGCUUCCAUGGGGGCCUUUGGUCAGCAGGAUGACGCCACAGCAGACACCUGCCUGCCCGUGUUUCAGGUGCGCUCGCCCGAGCCCACCACUCCCUUGGGGCGCUACCGGCAGGAGGGACCUCUGAUCAAGAUCGACAUGCCCAGGAAACGCUACCCAGCCUGGGACGCGCACUUCGUGGACAGGCGCUUGCGAAGGACAAUAAACAUCCUGCAGUUCAUCACGCCCGCCACUGUCGGGAUCAGAUACAGGGAUGGACCGCUGCUAUACGAGCUCCUGCAGUACGAGUCGUCCCUGUGAUCUCUGAUGUCCACAUUUAGUUUCAGAUCUGCCACGUUCCGCGAAAUGCAUGCCAUUUUGGUUUGCAUAUAAAUGCGUAUUUGUGUGUAAAAGAGUGUAAGCAUCAAGCAUUGCACAUUUUUCUUUUACAUCAAAAACCUCCAAAAGAUGUGUAUAUAUUUUGUAUGUAUAUACUGUCUCUUUUUUACAAUAUCCGUUUAAAAAUGUCUCCCCAUGAAGGGAUAUGUAUGUGUCAUGGUGUUUACAGCCAGUAGAAACCAUUACAUUGGAAAAAUGGAGAUUGGUGGACCACAUCAACACCGCCUUGAGUUCUUAACAACUUUUAUUAAUCUAUACUAGCUGAUCUGAUAUUUCAGAGCAUGUUUUCACACUUGUGUUGAUUUGAUAUGGGUUUUUUUUUUAGUUGUGGUUUAUAUUCAAAGAGCACCUGCUAUAACUUAGAUUUUCCACUUGUGAUUUGCAUUGACAAUGCAAUCAAAAGUCACUUAUUUUCAGUAAGAGUUGUCGUUUGUUGAGUAGGGAGUUCUACUAGCAAAAUACAGUAGAGUGAUUUGGCGACCUCUUGUGAAUCGCUGUUGAUCGCGUCUCUUUACACUGACCUCUGUAGGCGAGAAUCCGCCUGUCAGCCAAAAUACAAGUGGCAUUCAUUGUCUGUUUGCCUUAAAAUCUAUAUAGUAUGUUAAAGUGUCUUGACUAUUGUAUUCUUUGGUUAUUACAGAAAUACCUCAUUGACUCUGUAUAGCACAGUACAAAUCCAUUAAACCCUUUGCACAAUAAGUAUGGUUAAUAUUGCACAGAGAAUCAUGUUGGAUCUGUUUAGUGAGAAAUUUAUAUUAAUAAAUAAAUAAUAAAAGCACACAGCUCAUGCAUGGUUCUGAAGGAACAGUUCUGCAAAGAGAUUAGCACAUUGAAUUGAUUUUAUUAUUAUUGUAUUAUUAUUUUCCCUCAAUUUUUGGGAUGCUUUUGUUUUGUGGCUUUGUUCACACCACAAUCCAAAAUCCCUCAUUCAUUUAUAACUGUUUUAUUAUUACAGUGUGUAAUUUUCAAUUAUAUAAUUUAUACAUAUAUAACAUCAUUCUGCCGACCAAGUGUGAAAGUGUGUAGUUAUGAUUUAUGUUGAUUUUGAUUGGUUCACACAUGUGAGUGGAAAUCAAGUCAGAAUUAGCCCAGAUUCAGCUGCGGUGUGAACAUAACGCGUGAAGCACAUAAAACCCUCAACAAGGUGGCGUUGUAUGACUGGUCCUCUCCAUUAUUUCAACCUCUUUCCACAUUUAGACUGCAUAGUGUGUAUAUGGUUAAUACUUUCAUCUGUUUGUGUGGUCUCCUCAUCCAAAGUUCAAAGUAAUAAACUUGUGAGGUGCAGAAAUGUGGCUGCGGUUCUCUGAGGAACCCCGGCCCACAUAUUUUUCCUAUGUGUAAUGACUUAAUUGUCAGUUUUUUAACAUUUAUUUAAUUCUAAGGUGCAACAAGAUGCUAAGCUAAAGGUAUUUGAAGUUAUCUUUGCCUGAAUAUACCUGAGUGUAUUUACACAAGUAAACUUGUCAGAGUCUGACCAUAGGAGGAUUUUGCGAUCGUCUGAGAAGAGGAUGAUAAUUGCCUCAACACACAGGGCUCGCUGCCGCCCGCAGUGCGAAACAAAGCCAAAUCACAUCCUCUACUGUAAAAGUCUCUCUCUGCUAUUGGUGCACCCAGCCGCCUGUCAAGGUCAUCCUCCUUCCUGAUUGGUGCUUAUAGUGAAGCAUUUAUUUCUUGCUAUUUUAGCAUGCAGUUUGCUUAUUUGGUGCUACUCUGAUUAUUUUGCCAUGUGAAAACUGUGGGUUUAUGAAAAGUGCACUAAGUAUUUUAUAAAAAAGAAUUUAUGUAAAGAUUUAUUCCCCUAAAGAAAUAACUGUAUU
Carassius auratus (goldfish) is the source of this 3655-nucleotide messenger RNA. Its product is annotated as XK-related protein 6-like. Gene Ontology annotation, biological process: apoptotic process involved in development; engulfment of apoptotic cell; phosphatidylserine exposure on apoptotic cell surface. Lineage: Eukaryota; Metazoa; Chordata; Actinopteri; Cypriniformes; Cyprinidae. Gene Ontology annotation, cellular component: plasma membrane. The record is from RefSeq and is a predicted model, not a curated record. Bases 15 to 1760 code for a protein of 581 amino acids. The transcript is spliced from 3 exons.